AACAUUAUAAUUGCAGCAGUCGAGGUGUUAGGAGGUGCAAAACCAGGCAGAGAGAUGGCAUUUCCCCAUCCCCGUGUGCUGUCAGACCGAGAGAGACAGAGAACUGAAAACUCAGCGCAGGCAGUGCUGUGACAGCGACUGCUGGGGACUGCUCUGUCCCUGACAGGGACCCUUUGAUUUUCAGCUUGAUUCCUCUGGUCUAUCCUUUAGAGCCAGGCUCAGGGACUGCCCACUGGGAAGCGGAGGAGAGGAAGAGACCGAUUUGGAAAGCCAGAGAGGAGGAGGAGGGGGAGAGGCAGAGGGAAACCCAGCCCACCCUUUGCCUUCCUCCUGCCUCCUUCUAAAACUUGCAGAUCCUUCCAGCCUGUCCGAGCGCCUGAAGUUCCCUCAGCCGUGCUGCCGGGACUGCGAGGUCUGCUGAAAGAUGAGGGCCUGGAUUUUUUUCCUUCUCUGCCUGGCAGGCAAAGCCCUGGCAGCACCGCAGGAGGCUCUGCCCGAUGAGACAGAGGUCAUCGAGGAUCCCACCACAGAGGAGCCUGUGGGGGCUAACCCUGUCCAGGUGGAGGUGGGAGAGUUCGAGGAACCCACGGAGGAUGUAGAGGAGAUUGUUGCAGAGAACCCCUGCCAGAACCAUCACUGCAAGCACGGCAAGGUGUGUGAGGUGGAUGACAACAACUCUCCCAUGUGUGUGUGCCAGGACCCCUCCAGCUGCCCUGCCAGCGCCGGCGUCUUCGAGAAGGUCUGUGGCACUGACAACAAGACCUACGACUCCUCCUGCCACUUCUUUGCCACCAAGUGCACCUUGGAGGGAACCAAGAAGGGACACAAACUGCACCUGGACUACAUUGGGCCUUGCAAAUUCAUCCCUGCCUGCCUGGACACGGAGCUGACCGAGUUCCCCCUGCGCAUGCGGGACUGGCUCAAGAACGUGCUGAUCACGCUGUACGAGCGCGACGAGGACAACAAUCUGCUGACCGAGAAGCAGAAGCUCAAGGUGAAGAAGAUCCACGAGAACGAGAAGCGCCUGGAGGCCGGUGACCACACCGUGGAGCUCCUGGCCAGGGACUUUGAGAAGAACUACAACAUGUACAUCUUCCCUGUGCACUGGCAGUUUGGGCAGCUGGACCAGCACCCCAUUGAUGGGUACCUGUCCCACACGGAGCUGGCCCCGCUGCGUGCCCCCCUGAUCCCCAUGGAGCACUGCACCACUCGCUUCUUCGAGGCCUGCGACCUGGACAACGACAAGUACAUCGCCCUGGAGGAGUGGGCCAGCUGCUUUGGCAUCAAGGAGAAGGACAUAGACAAGGAUCUCGUGAUCUAAACGCUCACCUUCCUGCUCUGCUGCCAACUUUGUCAUGUUUUAACCUUCCCACUUCCUUUGGUUUUUAAACUGCUUUUGUUUUGUUUUGUUUUUCCCUGGGAACAAGGUGCUAAUAUAGGUCUAAACAUAUGUAGUAACGGUGCUAAGAGAAAUAACAGUCCUCAUUCAUAGCCUUAUCUAUCACCACUAGAUUACUCACCCAGCUGUUUCCACACGCUCUCACCAGCCUUUUCUCUCUCCUGCGUCUUUACUGCUGAUUGUUCCUGUGCUAAAUAUCCGCUCUGCCUCACCAUCCGCUCUCAGACUUCUCUUGACUUCUCGCUAGCAGCACGUUCCUGGACACUCAGACACAAAACCCUCUCAGCUGAUUCACCACCCCAGGCACAGAUGCCAGCGAGGGAAGGCAGAGCCAGAGGAUGUAGGAGGAUUGGGUUCUCAAGCAGAGCAGCUGCAGGUGGCAUUGUGGCCACCCAGCUCGUGGUAGGAAGGAUGGAGAGGGGUGAGAAAGACAGAGUGGUAGGAUUUUGUUUUCCUUUUUUUUUUCCCCUCCCAUUCCCAGGGUUUAGCAGUUAUUGGGCACAGAAAAAAAAAAAUAAACUGAACAAGCAAAUAGGGAAGCGCACAGAAUUUAAAACAAAUAAGAUGAAAUUAUUCCCAUCCUGUAAAAUCCUCUUGAAUAAUAAAGGUUUGAAAGUGC
Molecule: messenger RNA, 2018 nt
Organism: Zonotrichia leucophrys gambelii
Lineage: Eukaryota; Metazoa; Chordata; Aves; Passeriformes; Passerellidae
Gene: SPARC
Product: secreted protein acidic and cysteine rich
Exons: 10
Coding region: 425-1321 (298 amino acids)
Biological process (GO): anatomical structure development
Molecular function (GO): extracellular matrix binding; protein binding; calcium ion binding
Source: RefSeq, a predicted model, not a curated record